Messenger RNA from Biomphalaria glabrata, 1539 nucleotides. RefSeq lists its product as uncharacterized. Lineage: Eukaryota; Metazoa; Mollusca; Gastropoda; Planorbidae. Gene Ontology annotation, cellular component: membrane. The coding region runs from base 501 to 1085 and encodes 194 amino acids. The record is from RefSeq and is a predicted model, not a curated record. The transcript is spliced from 5 exons.
GUCACAACGUGUGUUGUGGUGCCGGGGAUUUCACUUGAAUUAAAAUAGUUGAAUAAAUGACGAUCUAGGAUUCACAAUAAAAGAUUCUUUGUAAAAACACAACUCUGGAACUUUAUUUAAAUAUAAAACUGACGUCACCCAACACUAGCAGACACAGAGCACGCGAGUCAGAAAAUCAAUGAAACAGAACGACAUUGAGUCUACUCAGUGCACUUAGGCUUAUUUACUUGAACAGAACUUAGGGCCGACUUAGAGCAUGAACCAAUGGCGUGAAAGAACCGCUGGUAUUGCAAAACCUGACGAUAUUUCACUGUAAACUUGGAUAUUUCAAUAAACUUUUUUUUCUACCGAGUACAGAAUGCACUAGUAUGUAGUGAACCACUAAGGCUGUAUUUCCUUUAUAAGGAUACAAAAGAAUCCAUUGAAAAUGGCUAUAAUUAGCUCGGAUGUAAAGGGCCGAUACAGAAAGUGAGGAUGGUAUAUCGGCCUACGUAUUCUUGAUGUCUGCCAAUGAAAGACGCUACAUGCAUGAAACUGUUCCUUUGACCGAAACGAUGGUUCUUCUUGGCGGUCAAACGAUAUUAUACUUUUUGUCCUGUGGUCUUGCAGCUGUGGGGCUUGUGUUGAUCAUCAUCGGCGUAGCCACUCCAGAGUGGACCGCCAUAGAAGUGGAAUACAUAGAUAAGAAAAUACUGAGGAACUCUAAAGGACUGUGGAGAAUCUGUAUAGAUGAUGUUUGUGCGGACAUUGUUAAAAAUAAAGCAGUUAGCCUUGAAGUUUGUGAAGCGUUUGGUCUACUCGCUGUACUGUCUGGCGCUUCAUGUCUUGGCCUCUUGUUGACUCACUUGAUCCUGCAGAGUUUCAGAAAACCCAGCAAGAAAUUUCUUCUGACUUUAGCAACGCUGGGCGGUAUCUUGUCAGCUGUGUUCGUCACCAUAACAGCCAGUGUCUGGGGCGCCCUGCACCAUGUAGGUGGACGAAACCUAUAUGUUGGUUACUCAUUAAUACUAACAGUUAUUGGUGGAAUAUUGUUACCCAUCUCUGGGGUACUUGGCUGCCUAACAUCUCGGAAUAACCGCUUCUAAUACAUUUGCCGACGAACUGUUUACCGCUGUUUAGUGUAGGACUUUAUAACUUGAUGUGCAAUUUUGUGUUUUCUUGGGUUUCAAGAUUCAAAUAUUUGUAUUUAUUUAGUAUUAUUUAAAUUUGAAGAAAAUCUAUACGGAGAGCUGCCUAAGUUGGCAAGUACUGUCAGUUCAUCUUAUUUUGAAGUGCGGUAUGAAGAACGCAAAAGAAGAACAUGAACUUGAAGAAGUAAUUUAAUAUUUCAAGACAAGUCAUUGACUGAAUGAAUCGAAUUUAUUUGACGACAAAAGAAACGGGAACAAUACAAAUAUUUAAAAAUAUUUGUUCUUAUUCUGCCUACUGUUCAUAAAAUGAUAUUUGUAAGCAAUUUUUUGUUAAGAAAUCAAUUUGUAUGUAAUGCCAGUAUCUUUAUUUUCGUAUUAUUUUAUAAAAUAAAAUGAUAAGAUUUAUUCA